CCGGAAGUAAAUAAAUGAAAACACGUGGGUCGUGUUUGUGUUCGAUUAAAACUCUCUAGAUCUUGUCAAAAUGCGGCCAUUAACAGACGAAGAAACGAGAACAGUUUUCGAGAAGCUGUCUAAAUAUAUUGGAGAAAACAUCAAGUUGCUGAUUGACCGACCAGAUGGCACAUACUGCUUCAGAUAUCAUCGCGAUAGGAUAUUCUAUGUUAGUGAAGAGAUACUGAAGAAGGCAGCUCAUGUUUCAAGAGAGAACCUCAUGACGUUUGGAACCUGCUUUGGAAAGUUCACAAAGAGUGGAAAGUUUCGAUUACACAUCACAGCUUUAGAUUUUCUGGCACCAUACGCUAAGUUUAAAAUCUGGGUGAAGCCAAGUGCAGAGCAGCAGUUUCUGUACGGCCAUCAUGUGAUGAAGUCGGGGCUAGGUCGAAUCACUGAAAACACAAACCAGUACCAAGGCGUGGUAGUUUACUCUAUGAAUGAUUUACCAUUGGGAUUUGGAGUUGCCGCAAAAUCAACACAGGAGUGCCGCCGUGCAGAUCCGAUGACAAUAAUCACAUUUCACCAAGCGGAUAUCGGAGAAUUCAUCCGGAAUGAGGAGGCACUUUUAUAGCAUAAAGUCUAUUUGCAUCAAACAAAGACUCUUGGCUCUUGGACAAUAACUUUCUGGAAUGAAAUCAGGAUCGAUUAUUUCAUGGGGGGGGGGGGGGUCAAUGUGAUAGAAGUGAGAACACUAAAUAGACAUUUAUCCCUACUGUGUUCGGUUAAAAAUUUAUCUUCUGUUGACAGUGUUGUUGUAUAAAUGUACAAUAAAGUUGUCUGUGAUUCAGA
Messenger RNA from Lineus longissimus, 831 nucleotides. RefSeq names its product 60S ribosome subunit biogenesis protein NIP7 homolog. NCBI's taxonomy places the organism in Eukaryota, Metazoa, Nemertea, Pilidiophora, Heteronemertea, Lineidae. Gene Ontology annotation, cellular component: nucleus; nucleolus; preribosome, large subunit precursor. The transcript has 5 exons. The record is from RefSeq and is a predicted model, not a curated record. Gene Ontology annotation, molecular function: RNA binding. Bases 71 to 613 code for a protein of 180 amino acids. Gene Ontology annotation, biological process: ribosomal large subunit biogenesis; ribosome assembly.